Messenger RNA from Scophthalmus maximus (turbot), 135 nucleotides. RefSeq names its product serum amyloid A (gene saa). Gene Ontology annotation, cellular component: extracellular region. The record is from RefSeq and is a predicted model, not a curated record. Lineage: Eukaryota; Metazoa; Chordata; Actinopteri; Pleuronectiformes; Scophthalmidae.
GAUAUGUGGCGAAACUACAGUGACAUGAGGGAAGCCAACUGGAAAACUGCAGGCAAUUACUUUGAUGCUAGAGGAAACUGUGAUGCUCCCCAGGGAGGAUCAGGGGGCUAAUGGGCAGCUGACGUUAUCAGAUGA